Messenger RNA from Dreissena polymorpha, 6029 nucleotides. RefSeq names its product transcription factor Sox-13-like. Gene Ontology annotation, molecular function: RNA polymerase II cis-regulatory region sequence-specific DNA binding; DNA-binding transcription factor activity, RNA polymerase II-specific. The transcript has 10 exons. Gene Ontology annotation, cellular component: nucleus. Lineage: Eukaryota; Metazoa; Mollusca; Bivalvia; Myida; Dreissenidae. The record is from RefSeq and is a predicted model, not a curated record. Gene Ontology annotation, biological process: regulation of transcription by RNA polymerase II; cell fate commitment. Bases 702 to 2915 code for a protein of 737 amino acids.
CCACAGACACACAAAACAGGACCAAGGAACUGCUGGCCCUGAAUAAAUGUUGUAACAACGCACGAUUAUCACAAUGCUUUACAAUACAGUUGACAAAAGAGGCUAUUUACUUUUAAACGUGUCUGGUUUCAUAUCAUGCACCCUAUCUCAAAUUGUAGAUACUGUCAGAGCUUUUUCAUAUAGUGCCGACAGUGAAUUGACCAACUCGUUAUAAGAAGAAUUAUUUAGACGAAAAGAUAAUUAUUUGUGCCUUGGAUAUUGUUAACAGUAAAUGAAGAUAAAUAUUGUUUGAUUGAUUGAUCGCAGCUAUUACAGAAGAAGCCAGAUACUCUUCAGUAUGAAGUAAAAGGAGAUAAAUUCACAGAUUGUUCUGUAACAUUUAUUUGAACAAUUAAACGGUUUAAUUAAGGUCUAGGGUUGGAUGCAUGUGUUUAAUAAGGAAAGGUUAUUGUAGGUGUAGAGUUUAUUUUUAGAUAGUAAAGCACUUAAGGAAAGACUUAUUUUAUUAACACAAUCCCAGAAAGGUGAAACAAAUUGGAGAUAAAAAAAUGUAACACAAUGGGCGUUUGCUAAAGACCUCGCUGACAGGUCUAAUUGCCUGGGAGAUUGACCAUGAUUCACUGGCCAUUAUGGAACUGGUCAGUUGGUCUGAUAAGCUGCCUGGCAGAAGAUUUCAUAAUUGACCACAACAAGAUAGGAGCAUGUCUUCAAAGCGUAAGAACACGCCAACAAAACUUCCAAGAGACGACGUCGUAACUGAACGACCAAUCUGCAACACCUUACCUCAGGGCACACAUUUUGAUUUCAUGCGGGCCAUUGACUUCCAAACCCCACUCCACAUCAGUGACAACCACAGAACGUCCAACGGCGUAGACAGCCCUGACUCUGACUCCAGCAGCUACGAAAGAGAUCGCCCUACCAACAAGAAACAGAGAAUACUGCAGAGCGUUCGUAACAGUUCUGAUUCCGACUCCGAUAGAGAAAGCAGCCCUCACACAAACAAUAAUUCAACAAAACUCGGUAAUUUCGGGUUGCAUAAAAAAUCCAUGGAAAGCGUAUUGCGUCGUCUUGGUUCACACAAAGCUUGCGAAGGCCUCAGUGAUCAGGAAUACAUCAAUAGCUGUCUGGAGAUGUCGUCCCAGAAAGCGGGUGCAGACAUGCAGAUGUUCUAUAACAUUCAGAAACUGCUCAGUGAUUCCACAGUGCAGGACAAGGAGAAGAAGUUGGGGGAAAUGAUUGCUCAGCUGCAGACCAUUCGAGAGAACAUCAGGAAAGAAAAGCAGAGCUCAGAAGAGAGGUCACCCAGUCCUGAAAAUGGCAGCCAUGAUGUGCCCACCCACAUGUCAGCCCCGCUGAGGAUGUCACCACUGGCACCCUCUGCCUUCAUCAUGGAGACAAAACCAAGGUCGUCACCACCAUACAGCUCCUCCCCUUACCACUUGUCCCCCCUGGCACAUUCCAGCCCCACCCCAUCUGACCACCACUCCACCCCCUCACCCAGCCAUGACAACCGCACACUCACCAGCCAGAGCAGCUCUCUGCACCCAACAUCACUGUGGCUCAACACCUCUGGUGAAUCGUACCACAAACAGGAUCGCUGUGCCAGUGACCAGGAUGGGCCACUCAACCUCUCCAAGCCCCGAUCAGAUCUUCCAAAACAGGACCGAAACCAUGAUCGCCAUACUUACCCCACCCACUUUAACGGCUCAGAACGAGUCACAACCCCGCCACCGGCUCACAGCAAUCACAAACCAGUCAGCGUCACAACAAACUCCACCACCAUAAGCAACAAUAACAACAGCUUGAGCUCCCCACCAGUACCCUUGACCCCACCCAAGGUGUCCAUCCCUGAAACCUCGUCACCGAUGUUUCCAAGCCUUCGUCCAUCAUUUCUUCCGCCACAGUUCAGCCCAUACUUGGGUUUAACAGGCCACCUGCCAAUGUCUGUCCUCAACAACAACUUUAGUGCAGCUCACUCGGCUUACCUGCUUAACGGCGGGAAAAUGCCUGGCAUGGAUGCAGAGAAGGAAAGUAUGAUGCAUGACGCCUUUGCUCGCCAGUUUGCAGCUGUUCAUCAUGCUGGCCCGCCCGUGUUUCCAGGGUUCGGUCUGUCUAUGUACUCUGGUGCCCAUCUCUCACCACACAACAUGCCUAACAAGGACCGCAACUCUGGUGAGCAGAUGAGAGCUGACAGCACCUCACCCAACAGCAAGAUGUUUGGUGCAAAGAUCAUCCGGUCACAGAAGGAGAAGGCAGACAUGUCCAAGCCCCAUAUCAAGCGACCCAUGAAUGCCUUCAUGGUGUGGGCCCGGGAAGAACGCAGGAAGAUACUAAAGGCCUGCCCCGACAUGCACAACUCAAACAUCAGCAAAAUACUGGGGGCCAAGUGGAAGGCGAUGACUAACGCUGACAAGCAGCCAUACUACGAGGAGCAGUCACGGCUCAGCAAACUGCACAUGGAGAAACACCCCGACUACAGAUACAGACCUCGCCCGAAGCGCACAUGUAUCGUGGAUGGGAAGAAGCUGCGUAUCUCUGAGUACAAGAAUCUGAUGCGGGCCAGACGGCAGGAUAUUCGCCGCGUCUGGUACGGCGACAGUGGGACCACAUACGUAGAGGGAUUGCUCAAUUCUGAACAGAACGUUCCCGGCUCAUCUCGACUGAUGUCUCCAUCAGAAAUGGCCGCCAACCUCCACUCAGAGAAUGGCCAUGACAUGGACAGUGAUCUGAGUGACUCAGAGGAUAUCAGCAUGCUGGAUCAGGAAAGCGCUUGUCUCCAUAGUGAUGAUGACAAUGUUAGUGAUAGCCUCGACCAGUCAGAAGACACGUCUAUGGAGACUUUGUCUUUCAGAAGUAAACAGAAUGACUCUGAUAUAGCCAAUGGUAAUUCACAUAAUGUGCAUGUCACAUCAUAGAAACAGUGUGAGUCGAGUCCUAUGGUGUCAGCUGUAUGUUAUGGAUAGUGUACACUGACUGACAAUUGACAGGUGGAUGCUCUAAUUGUGAGACUCAUUUAAUAAUUUGACAGAUUUCCCAUGCAUUUGAGCAUAAAUGGGUUUAUACAGAAAUAUAUGCUUGUUAGAUGACAUUCAUGAAAGUGUUAAAUAUUGCACACUGCAUGCAUGCAGACAGUAAUAUGCUUCACUGUUAUCAUGUCUGUUAGUGAACCCGUCUCUGGGAAAACCUGGCUCACUGCAUGCGCCUUCAUUAUUAUCCAACACUAGUUUGUGCUAACAUCUUAAAUUAAAAUUUAGUUCGAAGGAAGUCUCUUCUUACAAUAAUAAUCUGGACUUUAUAGAAAGUCGUCCCUGACAAUAUUGUAAGCACAUUCAUUAAGCCCAGUAUUCAUAGAGACCGGCUCAAUCACAAAUAUCUUAUUGUUAUCAGCCAGCCAUGUUGUAUCAAAUGUUGCUAGUUAGUUUAAGCUGAAAGUGGUGCUAGAAAUAUUGUUGUUAAAACUGACUGGACAAGGGAGAGAAUCCAUGACAGAAAAAAGCAAGAACAGUUGCUCUGACAUUCUUGCUAUGUAUCGACACUGGUUUCUAUUGUAUCAUCACCAGGAACCAGUUGCAUGUUUGUAUGUGUUGAACAUGACAAGUAGCUUGUAGCUAUUAUAGAUUUUUGUAACUGUACUCAUUUAUUGUUAAUGACUGUUAUAUUUUAAUGUGUUUUUUGUUGUAUAUAAUUGUUACCGAAAAAUUGUCUCAAAUUCUUGUACAGCUUUUACUGACUUUUAUGAUGUAAUAUCACAUAUUUUAUUGCUUUUGCAUACCCAGAUGUAUUCACUUAAAUUCAAUGAAAGGUUACUUAUAUUACCAUUUGAAAUCCAGAACAUGAAAAGAAAUCCUUUUUAUUGUAACGAUGUACAUGGGCUUAGCACAUGUUUUUGUUAUGUUUAUAUCAAAUCAGGAUUCUAUAAAUUAACGAGAAAACAAGGUGCCUUUUUUACCCACCUUCAAGCUUCCCAGUAUAUCUUGCAUUAGCAGAAGGGUCCAAGCAAAUGUAGUGCCAAAUAAAAUGUAGAUUUGUUUUUACUUCGGUGUCAUUAUAUAUGUAAGCCCAUAUGUGGCUUGACUACUCCCAGAUAUAUGGUCUAUCUUUAUGUAGUAACAGUUUCUUAUACAAAUAUCUGCACAGUCAACCUUGUAUUUCUGUAGUGCCAUAAAAUAGAUGUGUUCAAACUGUGAAAUCACUUGAUUAUGUUUUCAUAUAUAUAUAUUACUGUUUUUUAAAGUUAAAUAACAUAACAUAAAAAAAUGAGGUUGAAGUACUUGCAAAAGAUGUUGUGCAGCUAAGUGCCAUAAUAAUGGAUUGUGAAUGUUAUGUGCUUCCCUUUUUUGUCCAAAAAUUGCUUGCAAUUCUCUCAAAAUCAGCCAGUACAAACAACUAUGAUACAACAAAGUUUGAACAAUGAUUUGUUUAUAUAAUCUUUCUUGGAAUCAGGAAAAUUGCUUCCCUAGUCAUAAUGAAGCAUUUUUCUCUUGUGAUAGUUUUCUUGUAAAUCCUAAUGAAGAAAUCCAGUCGAAAAUGUUCAAGUGCAGAAAAGUCGUCAUUCCAUGACCUCUAAUUACUCAUUGACAUGGCGAGCUUUGCUAGGUGAAGGUUCCAGAACCAACUCAAUACUCAGUACAGCCAAAUGAUACAUUGUUUUUAAAGCCAUUUCAUAAUUUCACCUUCCAAUGACUCGCGGCAUGCAAAAUGGGUCUUCUACCAUAUACAUUUAGCAAAGCCCCAUACUAGUCGGGCCAGGAUCUUACCUGUCCCCUAUAGUUACGCAAGAUUUAAUGGUUACAUUAGCGGACAAGAUAUCUCAUGACCAGAUGCACCAUUACGCAGGCUAGUCUAGAGAUAACCUCAUACAGCCUACCUAUUACCGCUUGACUGAUUUAAUUUUUAGCUCUACUGCCAAAGGUAUAAGAGCUUAUGGGAUGGCAUGGUUUCUGUCUGUCUGUGUGUGCGUUAGACUUUUCUUGUUUAUCCGAUAAAGUCCACAUUUUUCAUCCGAUUCUUUUCAAACUUGUUCAGUGUCUUUAUGUUAAUGAGGACUCGAACCUUAUUGAUUUUCAGGUCACUGGGUCAAAGGUCAAGGUCACAGUGACUCGUAAUAGUAAAAUGGUUUCUGGAUGAUAACUCAAGAAUGCUUAGGCCUAGGAUCAUGAAACUUUAUAGGUACAUUGAUCAUGACUGGCUGAUGACCCCUAUUGAUUUUCAGAUCACUAGGUCAAAGGUCAAGGUCACAGUGACUCUGUUUAUAGCAGUGGAGCGAUUCAGGCCCUCAUGGGCCUCAUGAUUCCAGAAACAUGUGAAAAGCAUUGACAAAAAUGAUGUUUUUGACACAAUUACGGUAUAGAGGAUUGUAUAUAAUGCUAAAAUGAUGGUGCCAUAAGAACAAUAGGAGACAUGUGUUAGAUAUUAGGCUUGUUGCCAAAUGACCAAAAGCAGGACUAUUAACAAUCUUAAUAUUUUUCUCUAGUAUGUAUAUUUGGUCUAAUUAAUGUAUUAAAUUACAUUUUCCAAGGUUUCAAGAUAAGUUAAGAUUGAGAAGUUCUGGUCAUGUCAAUGUUAUGCACAACUACCAUGACACCCCAAUUUUUUCUGGUAUGCUCAUUGACAGUGAUCCAGAGUAACAGGACAACUUAGUAGCCAAUCAGUGCUCUUGUUUUUGUCACAUGAUUUUUAAUAGCCAAUUAAAUGUUAGUGUUAGUAGAAUUGCAUGCUUUUAUGCUUGUAGUGAGCUAAUUUGAACAAAUGUGUAUAGAUUUAUUGUGCAUAUUAUAGAACAUACAUGUAAAUGACAAUAUCUGCAUUUACAGAGACGGCUAUGUUGAUAAAUGGCACUGAUCCAUAUUUUAUUGUUUUAUCACAUGAUCUGGUCAUGUGACAUCUGGAUGGCUUAUUUUAUUUGUUCUAUUUUUAGUUUUUAUUUUCAUUGGUUAGAAUCUUAUUAAUACCUUUAUUAGCUGCUGCUGAGGUUAUACUAAUUGUUACUUAUCAUUUAUAGAAAUAUGUCUAUUAAAAGUAUAAAAUUG